Messenger RNA from Rhineura floridana, 2474 nucleotides. It is a transcript of the gene NIPSNAP3A, whose product is annotated as nipsnap homolog 3A. NCBI's taxonomy places the organism in Eukaryota, Metazoa, Chordata, Lepidosauria, Squamata, Rhineuridae. The coding region runs from base 275 to 1018 and encodes 247 amino acids. Gene Ontology annotation, cellular component: mitochondrion. The record is from RefSeq and is a predicted model, not a curated record. The transcript has 6 exons.
UCUUUCAGCAGCACAGUCCAGGCAGCGCGUCCAUCUGGCAGUGCCGUACCAUCCAUCCAUCCCGCCAGGUUUGAGGCGAGGGGGGCGCCGCCACAGUGGCUGCUUUUGUGCGCAUUGUGGAGGCGGCCACGAGCUCCGCGCCGUCCAAUGCUUUCUGCGCGCCGGUGGGCUGAGCCAGGAAAGCGGGCGGCCGCAGUGGUAGGCGGAAGCGCCUUGCCGUGACCUUAAAGAAGGCUGCGUCGCCACCGCCGCCUCUUUCUCCCGCGACUAGACCAUGUUGGCCUCCCGGAUUCUUGUCAGGGGAGUCGCGGCAGCGUCGCGAGGAGUCGCUGCUCAGGUCUCAUUGCCUUUUGCCACAGGGCCCAGACAAGAUGAUGGCACAUUUUAUGAAUUCCGUACCUAUACAAUUAAGCCAGACAAGGUGAAAGACUUUCUGGACCUGACCAGUAAAAACAUUCACCUUCGUACAGCUCAUUCCCAGAUGGUUGGAUACUGGACCUCAGAAUUUGGGGGAAUGAAUAAAGCUUUUCAUAUUUGGAAGUAUGAGAGCUUUGCUCAAAGAUCUGCUGUCCGGACAGCAUUAGCCAAAGACCAAGAAUGGCAGGAAAAAUACAUGUCUCGAAUGCUACCCUUGUUAGACAAACAAGAGAAUGAAAUUGCUUACCUGGUGCCCUGGUGUGAACUUAACAGCCCUCCAAAGGAUGGAGUCUAUGAGAUGGUUUCCUUCCAGAUGAAGCCUGGCGGACCAGCAGUGUGGGGGCAAUCCUUUAAAGCAGCUGUUAGUGCUCAUAUAAAGACAGGCUACACUAAGCUGGUUGGCGUCUUCCACACAGAAUAUGGACUCCUUAACAGAGUUCAUGUGCUUUGGUGGAAUGAGAACCCAGACAGUCGUGCAGCUGGGAGACACUAUGCCCACGAGGAUCCCAGGGUAGUCGCAGCUGUUCGGGAAAGUGUUCAGUUCCUGGAAUCACAGCAGAACUGUCUCCUGAUACCUACAGAAUUUUCACCCUUGAAAUAGUUUUCUAUACCUACUAAGGGGGAUUUUUAAAAAGUAUUUCCAAGUGAGUCGGUGCUGUCAUAAUCAAGCCUUAUUUUUUCUGCACAAACCCAGUCUUCAUCCUCUGUUUCUGCUUGUGGCAGUACACCUAGUUCUCUUGUUGGAAGUGAUAGUUGACACAACCCGCCCACUAAAUCAGAAUUCAAAGCUGAUGUAAGCUAUAUAUAAAGAAUAGCUUCCAUACAUUAUACUGAGGUUGUCCUUCUUGUGUAGUUAAGAUUUGUGAAAGCAGGACAGUCGUGUACAGCACUCUAAGGCUGGAAAUAAACAGGCAGAAGCAAUCCUGUGGAGCUUUGCAGGGGUAGGAAGAGUCCGCAGCAGAGGAGCCACCACUUCAUAACCUCUGCCAGCCUUGCCCUGGCCAAGGCAGAAGGGAGGGCAGCUAUUUCCCUUCUUGCUUGCUGCAAGUUCUUUUCUCUGCAUCAUCCCUUCCACCCCCAAACUGGUUUCAGUGGGAAGGAAGACAAUUAUGCCAACUCGAGCUACCAGGGGCAUGUGUAUGAAAUAAGGCUUCCCCCAAUCCAUCCCGACUUAUUACCCCAAUUGCCUGCAGAGAUUUCUGCUGCCUAUUAAGGCAGGUGGGCUUCCAAAGUGCUUGUCCAUGGGUGGACCUCCCUCUCCACCUGCAGAAGGAAACGGCCACAAUAUUCUCUAGCCCUUGUGACACCCUCGCCAGGACCAAACAAUUGCACCCUAAGUGCACUGAAAGUGAUUUGAGAGAGGCAUUGUUUCCCAGUGUCUGUGUUUCUUUUACACCAUUGUUUAGUCAUACCAUAGUUGCAGAGUUUUCAAACAAUGCACACGGAGAAACUGAGAAGAUUGGUACAUAUCAUGAGCCGUGAUUCCGUUUUCAAACUCCCUCCAGUGGUCCAUAAAUGCUACUGUCCACCUAAGUUCUUUUAAAGCUCAAAAGCUACAUCAGUCUGAGAGAGAGAGAUUUGCCGCUGGUGAUGAUGUAAAGUUCCAGCAGUAGCCUAAGCAAUGUAAUGUCUAAGUUUCUGGCUGCCUUUGGAUUAAAAUUAGGUCAAAGAAACCCUUGCAGAGCAGUUUAGGUUGUGGUUGAGUGAAUCAUGAAGAUGACCUCUUUUUUUUUUUUUUCCAAAUGUUUUUUCAUGCUAUAUGGGAGCUCACCUAUCAGUUUCUGUCUAGGGCCCAGGGUGGCUUUUACUUUCUUUUCAAUACACAGAAAAAAUCAUUUUAGUCUUUCUAUGCAGUUAGGGCGGGCACUGGCUUAUUAAAAUGCUAAAACUGUGAAUUAACCUAAUCUUUCUGAAAGCAUCUCUGUUAACUCAUUCAUGUCUAUUUCAUAUUAUACGGUCUGCACAUGCUUGCACGUUUGGAACCAUCACCACCACACAUCAAUUCCUGAAAUGUAAAUGUCAAAAUGUGAACAUUAAACAAUGAUUUCUAAAGUUUA